GGUGGGGCUAGUUCUAAUUAUGCGUUUCCUGCCUGAGCAGUGCAGUGUGUUUGGCUGAUGCUUACAGGUCGACUCAGUGGCAGCAGAGUAGAGUGAAGCUACCAUUAGACAGUUAGUGUUUGGCGGACCACAUGCUAGAGACAUGGGGCAGAGUCUCUCCGAGCCCAAGACGGAGAAGAAGACGGAGAAAUUCGAGAAUGUGCAGUUCUCUGUGGGAUCGUCCUCCAUGCAGGGAUGGCGUCUAGGUGAGCUCGCCGGCCACAAGCGGCUACAGCUGGCCAUCUAUAGCAUAGCAUCACAUGUAGCUACUGCAACACACUUGUCCCGUCUGUGCUAGGCGGUGCAAGCUUGACCGUCCACUUGCGGUAGAGUGCUCUUUUGUUUGCUGGUUACUGGGUACGUAUAGGGCCGCUAGUGAUAUGAACCAGUAUUUCAUCCUGACCUUUCGCAUCCAGUAGUAUACAACCCAAUGUAUCAUGUGAUGCCUCAUCCAGUGUGUGUGUGUGUGUGUGUGUGUGAUCUAACCAUAAACAUAGCUGAGAGUAAGAGAUCGAUACCAUCUUUAGCACUGGUCUUAUCAGCGGCAUUGCACUAGAAAUCAUCUUGAAAGUGACAAAGAAGGAAGUGGGCAUCUCUCUAUGUAUUUCCUCCCAGAGAUGGAGGAUGCCCACAGUGUGGAGCUGGGGUUUGCACAGGACCCGGAAUCGGCCUACUUUGCCGUCUUUGAUGGCCACGGAGGAGCCAAGUUUGCCCAGCUCUGCGGCUCUCGCCUUUCUCACUACUUGGAGACAGACUCUGCCUUCAGGAGUGGAGACUAUUCCACUGCCCUCAGCAACAGUUUUCUCUCCAUUGACAAGGAUCUCCAGGAAGAGCAGGAGCUGCAGACUGAACUCGGCGGGACCACUGCCAUAGUUGUUCUCGUCAGAGACAACAUGAUAUACUGUGCAAAUGCGGGAGACUCGAGAGCUGUGGCCUGUGUGGCUGGCAGAGUCAAGGAACUGUCAUUUGAUCAUAAGCCUUACAACCAAGGGGAACAAGCUAGAAUAUUCAGAGCUGGAGGAUGGGUGGAGUUCAACAGAGUCAACGGUAAUCUGGCACUGUCUAGAGCAAUUGCUGACUUCAACUUCAAACGUAACCCGGACCUUCCACAGGCAGAGCAGAUUGUCACUGCUAACCCUGAGGUGAUAGCAGUGGAUGUGACUCCAGAUCAUGAGUUCAUCGUACUGGCUUGUGACGGAGUGUGGGAUGUGAUGUCAAAUAUCGAGGUGGUAGAGUUUGUUAGGAAAAAGAUAGCAUCCAACAUGAAACCGCCAGAGAUCUGCGAGGCUCUCCUGGACCACUGCCUGGCCCCAGACUGCAGAAUGGGAGGAGUUGGCUGCGACAACAUGACAGCCGUCCUCGCCUGCUUCAUGCACAGAGACAGUUACGGAGACUUAGUCUAUCGCUGCUCCAGAGACUCUAGUCUAAUAUCACGAGUGAGACGGCUCUCCUCCCUCGGGAAUAUGGCAGAGUGGACAACCAAGUUGGGAAGUAGGAACAGAAGAAUGAGCGAGCCACCCUCGUUCACGGGUCAGUCCCCUGUGAUCCCGUCCAAUUUGGCCGGGUUGUCAGAUAAGACUGGUUUGUUGAACGGUGUGUCGUCGCCCGAUUCGGACAUUCCUCCGUUGACUGAAUCAAAGUCAGAGGGAGGAGAGGGAAAGGAGGAGGGAGAGGGCGAGGGGGGCACAGAGCAGGGGGAGGAAGAGGAUGAACUACCAGUUCCAUUUGAAACAACCUUGUAGCAUCGUCACUUUCAUGAUACACGUUUUUUUUGAAUUAUUCUGAAAUUUUUAACCUAACCUCAAAAAACUACAAGCAGCAGUUGUAAUAAUUCAGUGUCAAUCAUGCGUUCUGCCAACAACAGUACUCCAAUUGCCACCCACCACUACUAGGGUUACGAUUGCGUAUGCACCGAC
Geodia barretti is the source of this 1955-nucleotide messenger RNA. Lineage: Eukaryota; Metazoa; Porifera; Demospongiae; Tetractinellida; Geodiidae. The record is from the annotation of a GenBank genome assembly.